Molecule: messenger RNA, 2084 nt
Organism: Fragaria vesca subsp. vesca
Lineage: Eukaryota; Viridiplantae; Streptophyta; Magnoliopsida; Rosales; Rosaceae
Product: RNA-binding protein 40-like
Exons: 12
Coding region: 239-1537 (432 amino acids)
Biological process (GO): mRNA splicing, via spliceosome
Cellular component (GO): U12-type spliceosomal complex
Molecular function (GO): U12 snRNA binding; pre-mRNA intronic binding
Source: RefSeq, a predicted model, not a curated record
AGUAAUAGCAGUCUCUGAAUCUCCAGUUUCACACCCUCUAAACCAUCACCGCGCGCCACCAAACGUCCAACUUCACCGGAGUUUACAUCAUCAAAUUUCCGAAUGGGCUUUUCAAUCCUUGAUUGAAUAUCCCAAAAUCGCGAAUAGCAAAUUUGAGCUUUGUAGUAUUCCAAUCUCUGUGUUCCACCACACCCACAUCCCAAUUUUCCAGACCCAAAAACGACAACAACAACAAUAAAUGGGCAUUAAAGAAGCAUCAAGCAGCAGUACAGCGAGUCUCUUGAUUCGUCACCUCCCAGAAGCCAUACCUGAAGAGACCCUCUUCCGCUUAUUCUCCCACUACGGCGCUUCUUCCGUCCGCUCUUGCUCUCCCACCGCCCGGCUCAGAAACUGCGCCUUUGUCGAUUUCCAGAACCAAGGCCUGGCUUACCAAGCACUUCGCCAGCUGAAUGGGCUGAGGUUUCUUGGGAAGGUGUUGAAAGUGGAGAGGGCUACUAGCAAUAGUGACAAGACAUUGCCCGAUGGCAACAAGGAUCCGCUGUCUGUGCCACCCGCUUCCACAUUGUCUUCCUUGAAAAAAGAGAGUGGAGAAGCUGACGCUGCGAGAGCGGAGCCUAUAGCCCCGAGGCUUGGGGUGGAUUACUGCUUUCCUCCUCACCUUGAAUAUGCUUACCCACCACCAGAUGGGAAUAUCCUGACCAACAUUGUAAAUGCUCUUAUUGCUGUUCCUCGCUUUUAUACUCAGGUUUUGCACUUGAUGAACAAAAUGAAUAUUCCAGCUCCAUUUCGCAUGGCUCUUCCCUCUCCACCUCUACCACCUGCAGCUCCUGUGCCCCCACCUGCCCCUCCUCUUGCUGAAAAGCCUCCAUUAGCAGAUAUAUCAAGUGACGAGUCCGAAAUGGAUCUUCAGAUGAGAGGAGCUUUAAGAGGAAAGAAGCGUGUCAGGCGGGAAUCUAUUCUUGGUCCUGCAGUUGAUAAAGGUGUAGCACAUGAAGAUGUUGGAUUGAAACAAGCUAUUCUAGUCCCAAAAGAGAUGCCGAUGAUAAAGAAGAAGAAUCCUCUGCUACAUAUAGCAAUUACCCAGAAAGUUGUUCACAAUGAGCAUAAAGAUGAUAGCACCACCAAAGAAGAAAAGCUUCCAGAAACUGAGAGUUCAGUCAUCAACCCUUUUGCAACUCCUGAAGAACUAGAAAGAGGGAAGUUGCCUCCAGAAGAAAUAUUAUCGCUUCCAAUGUUUAAGAACUAUACCACUGGGACUGCUGCCCCUGUGUUGUAUAUAAAGAACUUGGCAAAGGACAUUGUUGUUGAUGACUUCUACUACAUAUUUGGGUCAUUAUUUGGAAGCGCUGAUGCAGCCAAAUCUGGUCUCAGUGUGAAGCUAAUGCAGGAAGGGAGAAUGAGGGGCCAAGCUUUCGUGACAUUUCCUUCAGUUGAGCAAAGCCAAUAUGCUUUGAAUCUAGUAAAUGGGUAUGUGUUCAGAGGAAAACCAAUGAUCAUCCAGUUUGGCCGUAAUCCAGCAGCUGCUAAAGCAACUUAAGUAGACAGACUAUCAGGGGAAUUUCUAUAGGAAUCAUCAAGCAAGAAUAUGGAAUGCGCUGGGCAAGAGGAAUUUCUAAGAUAUUCCAUGGAGCAAAAGUGGACUUAGAGCUGGUGCUGGCUGGGGGAUACAUGCCCAGAUGGUCCCAAGAAGGCAUUCCUGCAUCAGCGAACAGGUUUGGCAUCCAGGGUUUCUCACUGGUUCCAUGCUGUCUCCAAAGUCUGGGUGCUGGCUGGCUGACUUAAGGGGUUGUACCUGAAGCUGCAAAACUUAGGCAUCCCAAGUUAUUUGUACUUGUGGAGUUUCUGAUGCAGGGUACCAGUUGUCAGUUCUUAUAAUCUGUCCUUUUGAAGAUUCUUUUCCACAUUAUAUUUGGUAGGAAAUUGAGAUCACUUAUUGAAAGAAGUAUCGCUUUUAAUGGCGAAAGAAAUAUCAAAUAUGUCAUGGGGAUUGUAAUCUGCGCCACCUUUUUAAGUUAGCUGCCAGAAACACCAGUCUCGGUGAAUGUGACCUUUGCCAAUCCAUCAGUACUCAAUGAUCGAUUAAC